Molecule: messenger RNA, 3106 nt
Organism: Crotalus tigris (Tiger rattlesnake)
Lineage: Eukaryota; Metazoa; Chordata; Lepidosauria; Squamata; Viperidae
Gene: CHCHD5
Product: coiled-coil-helix-coiled-coil-helix domain containing 5
Exons: 4
Coding region: 108-401 (97 amino acids)
Source: RefSeq, a predicted model, not a curated record
GCCUCGCCUCGUUCAAACAUGCGCAGAAGAGAUCCGGUGCCCGGGAGGGCGCAUGCGUGUUGGGGACAAGGAAGAAAGAAGUGUGGCUUUCCGGAGCCGAGUGGGGCAUGCAGGCAGCUCUGGAAGUAACCUUGCGGUACUGCCACAAAGAAACCGAGCAAUAUGGCCGGUGUGUUGCUGCUAACCCUUCUUCCUGGCAGCAGGACUGUCACCAACUCAAACUUGAUAUGGCCAAAUGUACAUCAUCCCACCCAAUUGUUCAGAAGAUUCGCCGAGAUUGUGCUGAGCCAUUUACUGCAUUCGAGGAGUGCCUGAAGAUAAAUCAGAGUUCUUCAAUUAAAUGUUCUGAACACCUCCAAAAGUUUCUCCUCUGUGCUGACCAGGUGAAAUUGAAUACAUAAGCCUUUUGAUUUCUUCAGCAGAAACCUUGCUAUUUCUUGAAGGGGCAUUACGAUUAAAGAUUUGACCAACAAGGGCAGCAGCUUCUCACCUAUCAUGAAGAUAUCCUUCCCAGACAUCAGCAUCCUUCAUUUAUCUGCAGUGAUCCAAGAUACCACAGCUUGGCACAUUGAAAUUUAGCUGUGUUGACAUGACAGUGGAAUCUCAUCUUUAUUUACACACCCAGGUUUCUGGGGUAGAGAUUCCAUUAUGUUUGGAACUUUUGCAGGCACUAUACAGUAAACUGCAAAGAUCCCGAGUAAUCUUUCCUGACCCAAUUUUGCAGACAGAAUUGCAAUGUUUCAUGGUUCAAAGCAGAGUGAUCCAGGUAGAUUAAUGAACAGAAGAAAAAAGGAAUCUAAAUUGCUGUGGAACAUCUCUGAAAAUAUUUUGAUGUUCUUUCAUGGACUGUGAGACUUGCCUCAGGGUAUCCUCUUUAUGCCCAGCUAAUGGGCAGCACCUCAGCAACUUUGACCUGAAAAGUCUUGAACAAGGUCAGACUUAAUUUCUUAAUUGGAGAGUCACUAUAUAUGACCAUAGCUGUAUACCAGAUUGGGAAGAAAAAAAAGUCCACCCAUAUAAAUUAUUUUUUUAUUGUUACCAAGAAAACUACAUGUUCAAGACUACUUGGUCACUAGGAUACAAACUUGAUUCAGAAGAAACAUGAAUAGUGUACUUUUAUUCCAUUUCUGGUCAGUAGAGGGCACUCUGCAAACAUCAGAAUGUUCUUGAUUCUUUAUGAUUAUAUUGUAAAAGAUGACAAAAAAAAUGACAUUAAUGAAGUUCAGCGGUUGUCAGUCUUAAGUAUCCAGUGUUUCUGACUAGAUUUGUAUUCAUAACUCUGAAUAUUAUUGGAGUGAUGUUUGUAGAAUCUUAUAUGUGUCAAUGUGUUGUUUAUAUCACUUAGCCAAUGGGAUACGAGUUUUGGGAAAAAUGACCCAGUAUUCUGAAUUGUCAUGAUAGGGCAGGGGAAAUUAUUUGUAAGGAGGCAUGAAUAAAUGUGCAAGAAUGAGAAGAGUCAAAUGAAGACCUAAUGUUGAAUGGCCAUGAUGACUAUUUGAUGAGUGCCCUGUUAGAAGAUUUAAGCCUGUCAAUCCAUAUGCAGGCAUGGAAAAGCAGACACUGUAAAGCUAAAAGCAUGAUUGAUUUGAUUGUUUAUGAUGGCAGAUUGAAAUAAUUAGCGAACGAUAUAGGGUAUUGAGAGAUUCUGAAUAUGAGAUAGACCAUUAUCUGGUAGAAUUAAGAAUAGAUCUUAGAAAAUGAAUAAGGAAAAAAAAAUAAGAGAAGCAAGAGUGAAAGUGGAACAACUGAGGGAAGAGAUGUUACAGAGUUGCAGAGAAGUGUAUGGAUCUACAUUAAUAAAGAAUAUAGAAAUAAAUGUAUGAUGGAAUGAAGUUUUAGAAGAAAAACUGGAAGAAAAAAAUGCAAGAGGGAGAAUAAUUGCUGCAAAAAUUGAGGAUGAAGGGAAGAUAUUCCUGCAAAGAUACUGCAUUCUUUACAAAGAAUCUGUCUGUCUGUCUGACUAUCAUUGGAGUGGGAGGGAAAAUUCAGAUUUUGAUAAUAAUAAUAAUUGGAAAUAGAUCGAACAAAACGAGCAAAGUGAAUGCAAUUUAGAAUGAAGUGCUGAAGUCAUUUGGAAUGAAACUGAAGUUAGGAAAUGCAAGAAGUAUUUUAGACAUUUGUAAAAGAAUGAUGGUGAUUUGUUGAAGAGUAAAAUGGAAAUGAAUGCUAUAUUAGUAUCUGAAGCUUGAUGAAGGAAGAUGACAAACUCUGCAAAAUGUUGAAAAAUAGAAAGGUCGCAGGUAAUUGAUAGCACAAGUGCAGAAAUAUUAAAUUGUGAAUGUGAUUUGAUUUGAUUUGAUUAUGGAGUGAUUGUGCACUUGUUUAAUGUGUCGGUAUCCAUGCCUGUUAAUUGGAAGAAUGCUAAUUUUUUUCUCCUGUAAAAAGGAAAAAGUUACCAAGAGUGAACGUAAAACUCCUGUGAGAUUAAUUUGUUAAGGCUUCCUGGAAGAUACCAAACAGAAUUCAGAUCAAUAAGAAUAUAACAGGUAGUAAUCAAAAUCUGAAAAGUGCUUUAUGUGGGCAGCGUACUAAUAUGAAAUUGACAUGGCUUAUUGUGCAUUUGUUGAUUUAUAGAAAGCAUAAGAGGAAGGGGAUGGGCUUGAAUAUUCUUUUCUGCUUAUGGAGUUUGGUUGCUGAAUGCUUAAGAUCAGUAGAUGAUGGAAGAAAAGCAUGCAUGAAAAUAGAAUGCUUGGUGAAUGGUUUAACAAAGAAUAUGACAAAUAUGGAUUUAUUUACCUGAUCUGUUCAUGGAUAAUUGUAUAAAAAGCGUAGUGACUUUAGAGCUAUGCUAGUUGGGAAGUAGCUGAUGCCAUGUUAUUGGCCAAGGACAGAAUGAUUUGCAGCAGAUUGUAGGAUGCAGUAGGGACUAUGGAUCUGAACAUUAGUUAUCAAUGUCAACCUCACUAAGCUGAUCAGGCCCAAAAAUUAAUUUCACAGGAAGGCUAAAAUUAUUUUCAUCCGGCUUGGCUGACUAACGGAGUCUUGAAAACCUAAGUAUGCUGUAUUUCCUCCACCUUCUUUUCUUAUUCUUCUUCAUAUACUAUGAAUUAGGGAUGCACCUGCUUGAGCCGCUUCCAAAUAUAAUCUCAUUUCUGAAGACUUAAAA